Molecule: messenger RNA, 1089 nt
Organism: Aspergillus luchuensis
Lineage: Eukaryota; Fungi; Ascomycota; Eurotiomycetes; Eurotiales; Aspergillaceae
Product: glycosyltransferase family 32 protein
Exons: 1
Coding region: 1-1089 (362 amino acids)
Biological process (GO): mannosyl-inositol phosphorylceramide biosynthetic process
Molecular function (GO): mannosyltransferase activity
Source: RefSeq, a predicted model, not a curated record
AUGACUCCCCGCUCAACACUCAAGACCAUUCGCAAUCAUAUCCUGCACCAAGCUGCACGCUGCCACGCUUCUCUUCCACACAUUUCCCUAGCACCCAGACUCCAAAUCAUAGUCACCAAGGCCCGCCAGGGUCCCUUUAUCUGCUGUCUCAGCUUCUACCUCCUCUCGACUGGUCUCUCAUGGCUCAUCUCAACAAUACAAUUCUCCUCUCAAUUACACGCUCACACCCUCUCUUCUGAUAUCCUUUACGCAUAUGAAACACCACCUUCAAAAAUCACCACAAAACCAUACCACUGGGCACCUCCACCAUCAUCACCUCUUAAUAUCACCUCUCCCUCAUCCAUUCCCCCCAUCAUCCACCGCAUAUGGCGCGGUGACCUCACCAAGUCCAUCCCCGAAGAAUACAUCAACGCCAGCACCUCCUGCCACGUCCAGAACCCCACAUACGAGCAAUACAUCUGGACCGACACAACAUCUCGUCAGUUCAUCGAGGCAUACUUUCCCUGGUUUGCACCCAUAUACAAUGACCACCUUCUCCCUAUGCAGCGCGUCGACGUGCUACGGUACUUCCUCCUCUGGCAUUACGGGGGCGUGUACCUGGACCCUGAGAUUGGGUGCCAGUGGACGUUGGACUCCUUGUUAAUGGGUACAGAGCAAGAUGGCAAGGUGCUGCUGCCUCAGCACUGGCCGUACGGGGUCGGAAAUGAGUUCAUCGCGAGUAAGCCGAACCAUCCGUUUGUGAUCAAGGUGGCGUUGAGUGUGCAUGAGCAUCGAUGGGGAUUUGUGCCGGCGUAUGCUAUGGCUUUUGUGAGUGCGGGGGCGGUGUUGGUGAGUCGGGUGCUGGGAGUGUGGUUGUCUGCUGUUGGGGGUGGAGUAGGCAUUGUGCCCGGGAAUAUGUAUGAGGGGACUGAAGAGGCAGUCUUUAUGAGGUUUGUCGAGAGGCCACGUGGUGAUGAGGUUGCAGUGUCGGAGUGGUUCUUUGGGAAUUGGGUGGGUUGGUGUGCGGCUGGGAUUGCGCUUGGGGUGAUGGGGUUGGUGGUGUUUGGGGUGAGGAGGGAGCCGAGGAAGCAGGGGUAUACUCCGGUGUAG